UGACCAAUGAGGUGACAGGAGAGCCAAUCAACACCUUGACACGCUCUCUCAACAAGCUGUUCAGCAGAGGCAAUGGAGACAUCAUUGAAGUCAGAGGAACCAUGUCCUAACCCUCCUCCCUACUUCCUACCAGUCCAGGGUGAAGGAGAUGACACGAGCAUAUCUCCCUUCACUCCUCCUCCACCUGGUGCUAUGUGCUUCAUCAACCAGACCGCCACUGGUGGUGCCAGCCCCCCCAGGCAGAGGUUUGUCCAGCACUAUGAGACAGAGCUGGGUGAUUCUCCUGGUCUCAUCAGAUGUCCUUCCUGUCAGAACCAGGUGAUGAGUGAUGUCACUCACCACGCUGGAACCUUCUCCUGGACCAUGUGUCUGGUGUUCAUCCUCUGUGGGUUGUUGCUGGGAUGCUGUCUGAUCCCGUUUGUCUUCAGGAGUUUCAAGGAUGCCUAUCACACCUGCCCUCGCUGUGGCAUGGUCCUUCACAUCCACAGGAAGAGUUGUUGCCCCAUGACCUCUGACUCCUCCUCCCUGACCCCCCGCCUAGGGUCAGGGCACCCCGGUCACGCCUGAUAUGGAGGGGUGUGUUUGUGUGUGUGUCAUGUGUGCAUCCCAAACGGAACCCUACUCCCUAUACAGUGCACAACUUUCCACUAGGCCCCAUAGGAGUAGGACCAUAGGUCCUGGCUCUCACUAAAUGUAGUGCACUAUAUAGGGGAGACUGUAGCACGUCUGACACAGAGCUUAGUGCACUAUAUAGGGGAGACUGUAGCAGGGCUUAGGACACUAUAU
This is a messenger RNA of Oncorhynchus kisutch (coho salmon), 786 nucleotides long. Its product is annotated as lipopolysaccharide-induced tumor necrosis factor-alpha factor homolog. Gene Ontology annotation, molecular function: zinc ion binding. The transcript is spliced from 5 exons. Bases 73 to 567 code for a protein of 164 amino acids. Lineage: Eukaryota; Metazoa; Chordata; Actinopteri; Salmoniformes; Salmonidae. The record is from RefSeq and is a predicted model, not a curated record. Gene Ontology annotation, cellular component: cytoplasmic side of late endosome membrane; nucleus; cytoplasmic side of lysosomal membrane.